Molecule: messenger RNA, 2354 nt
Organism: Trichobilharzia regenti
Lineage: Eukaryota; Metazoa; Platyhelminthes; Trematoda; Strigeidida; Schistosomatidae
Source: the annotation of a GenBank genome assembly
GAAACUUAGUUGUUAGGAAUAAUAAUAGAGCUUAUAUGACAAAAGUCCAAUAGAUUAUAUUGGUUCCGACAUAAAUAGAUUUAAAUUCAAAUUUCUGAAUGCACAGUGUAGGAUAUCAAAUCUGUGGUUAGACUUUGUUGAGGAUUUCCAGAGGAGACACAUACUAAAUGAAACUGAUUUGAAAAAUAGGCAGAUCGGCCCUCAAUUUUCUUCUGCUGAACAAGACUGUUCCCUAAAUCUUACUUACAUAUCAUCCUGACCAUUGCCGCAAAUGAAGACCACUACUAAAUAUGAUCCAGUUCGCUAAAGAAAUGGUAGUGAGAAAUGAAGGAUGACAUACUGUCAUUCCGCACAUAUAUGAGUAUGUAAUAGUUCACAACUGGUUGGGAUAGAACCCUUUCUGCGUAGAAAUCAGCGCCGUCCCUAAUGCAACUCUCGAAAUCCGGGGACCUUGUAUCCCGCUUGGGAUGUAAAGAAAUGAAAAGGCAAUACAACUAGCUUACAUAUUUUACAUUAUCUUUUCCUACAAAUGUAUCUUAAGUAAUUUAUUAGUGGAGUGUAUUUAAGAGAUUGACUGAAAAAACAAGCAUCACUAUAGUUCAUGUCAAUUCUCUUUGAAGCUAUCCAGUGUAACUGGAAAAUUUGGAUAUUUCAAAAGAAUAUAUUGUUAUCGUUGACCUAUGGCAUGAAUUACCAUCUGACAAGAUUACUGGAAAUAAUGUCAGUUAUUCUUUCUAUUAUUAUGCUUAAAUGCCUUGUCAUUUCCUUUAUUUUGAUCGGUUUCAUAUUUUUCGUGUGAAUUGACUUGACAAGUAAAUGUGUGAUUGGAUUGUUCAGAAUGUACUACGCAAAUACAUCAGAAAACAUUUCCCAGAUCAAUUCGAUCUUCGUGUAUUAACCCCACAGAAAUACAAAUCAGCACGAACAAAUUGAUGUUCAGUUUGUGAUGAAAUAUGCGUACAGUAAGUUAUUUUAUUCAUUUGAUAACGCGUUAGAUUGGGACCCAUUACCCAAAAUUUAUACUUUUUGGAACCUAUGAGGCAAAAGUACUUGUUUCGCAAAAGGUAAUGCCGCUCCCAGUGAAACUGAAACUCGUCAUUGAGUAUUUCACUGAAAUCACUGGAUCAACUUUGCCUAUUCAGACCACUUGUUAACUGACAACGGCAUCAUUCACACUUUUCUUCUUACAAGUGAAUAAUCCAAUUGAGUUUUCUGAACAGAUGGAUUUGAACCAUCUCGAAACUUAUGAAAGGAUUAUUUAGCUAACGGUAACUAACAGUUGAAUUCAGCCUGUGGCAUUCUGUCUUGUUGGAAGAGUGGUCAGCCAGGGGAUGUAUCGCAUUGCCCAGUGAGUGAUAGAUGAUGUUCCAAUGAAGACUCAAACCAUGCAUUCAUCAUGUAGAUAUGACUAUUCGUCAUACAUCUGCACGUUGGAUGUUGUUGGUAAUGCCUGUAUUUUUCAAAUAACCUAAAAAUUCCAUUAUUUGAUAUUACUCAUUAAAUGGUUAAAAUGAAAAUGAAUGAACAUUGAGUGUGUACAUAAGUUAUCGAUCAGUUUUCAUUUUUCAGCCUUCUGUAUUCAACAUAUUUUCUCAAAAACAAAGUCGGAAUUAUGUCGGGUCUCAGCUAAUUUGAUUCGAUAUCAUGCGUUGAUUUGAUUAACGGGUUAGGUACUUCACAUGAUUAGUAAUGAAUAACAACAAAAAGAAUACCGCCGCUAUAAGAAGAAUAUUAGUGAAACUAUGGAAUGACAAUAGCGUGUUUAUCAAGGUAGCUGUCGAUUAACUCGUUUUCUUCUGUCUCACAAAACACGAGACAUGAUGACAUCAUUUUCCUCCUGUGCAUAUAUAAAGUUGGGCUUAAAAAAGACAUUUAAAAUUGUUUCGCUAUCUUUAUCCAAGCGUUUAACGAACGAAUACUGAUGUUAUUCAUCUGCCUGAUUAUCAUUCUGGUUUUACAAGCCUGUGUGCAUUUAGAUGCAGGAGGAAUAGAAGGUCUUUAUAAAGGAGGAUUGCUAUGGGACUGUUUAAUUGAGUGCAUCGAAAAGCAUUCUCCCAGUCCAAUAUGUUUGAUUGGAUUUAAACCGAUCAAUGAUGAUUGUGAAAACAGGGAAUAUGUAGACUGUGAAUUCAAGUGCUACGAAGAGGAUAUAGACAGAGCAUUGGCAGCGCGUAAGGCGAGAUUAGAAGGAAAAAACACCACCGAUUGAAAAUUCUGAACGCUUUGAUUUGAAUAAUAAUAAUAACGACACUAGCUCUUUCUGAGCAUUGAUCAUAAAGUGUGCGAAUGAAAAUCACUUAUUUAACCAUUAUUUGUAAUUGAUUACCUUAAUCAUAAAUACAGACUGAUAUCUC